Pieris brassicae (large cabbage white) is the source of this 2635-nucleotide messenger RNA. It is a transcript of the gene Fbxl4, whose product is annotated as F-box/LRR-repeat protein 4. NCBI's taxonomy places the organism in Eukaryota, Metazoa, Arthropoda, Insecta, Lepidoptera, Pieridae. Gene Ontology annotation, molecular function: protein binding. The transcript has 13 exons. Gene Ontology annotation, cellular component: SCF ubiquitin ligase complex. Gene Ontology annotation, biological process: SCF-dependent proteasomal ubiquitin-dependent protein catabolic process. The record is from RefSeq and is a predicted model, not a curated record. The coding region runs from base 205 to 2046 and encodes 613 amino acids.
UCUAUAGUAUGUAGUAUGUACUCUGUCGUCAGACGUCGAUAAUCAUUCGUCAAACAAAUAUUAUUUUCCAUUGUUAUUUUUUCUGUUCAUUCCGUUAGAAGUUUGAUUUUUGUCUAUUUUUAAUUAUUUUUUCAGCCGGCUUUAGUUUAAUUCCACUGUAUUUUUGUGUUAAAUAUUUUUCUGGCUGAUUUAAAUUUCGGCAGCAUGCAAAGUGCUUCAGACAUACUAUCGUCAUUGUUAUGGUUUAAAGAAAAUAAUUACACAGACGAUGAAAAUGAUGUUCAAAUAAUAGAGCAAUUUGUACAAAAUGUUGAAGAUUUUAGCUCGCAAUACGGAAGUGAAAUCAGUGUUUCAUAUACUGCAUUUAAUCUUCGUGGACCACCUUCAAAUUUUCCCGACUAUGGAGAUUAUCCACAAGCAUUUGUUAUGAGGACAUAUGGUACAUGGUGGGAUGAGGCACCAUCAGUGCAAGAGGACUUUAUGCCACAAAAUAAAAAUACUAAUUCAAGCCAGGAUUACGUAGAAGUGUCCUUUGAAAGAGCUGUUUAUCCACUAGAGGUGGCUGUUUUUGAAACUUAUAACCCUGGAGCCUUAGUAAGAAUUUGGGCUUUGGGUCCAGUGUCUUGGAUUUUACUAUGGGAGGGUGAACCAGAGUAUGCUGGUGAUACACCAAGGAUAUUUAGUCCCCCAAUAAGAGAAAUAAACUAUCCUACAAGAAUACUUCGUUUGGAAUUUAAUCACAAGCUUCUACCAUAUUAUACCGAACUUGAUGCAAUUUUGCUUAGAGGAAAAGAACCACCCAAUGAAAUGAAAAUUAGGAAUAACUUUUCAUAUUCAAGCCUUUUUUAUAAAAGGACUCAGCCCGCGAAAGGUACAUUGUUAAAUCAAGUAAUAGCAUCAAAUCUCCAUGAGAAUGUUGUACCACCAGCAAUGAUUCCAAAGACUGAACAAAUUCUUGACACUGGACCUGAGUUGGGUGAUUUUCAACGUUUGCCUGAUGAAACUAUACUGACUGUGAUGAAGUACCUCGAUAUGCAGUCUCUUUGUCGGUGCGCACAAGUCAACAAGCAUUUUCGAAGGCUGGCGUCCGACGCAAUACUCUACCGGAGUAUAGAUUUACGGCCGUAUUGGCACUGUGUUAGGUCACAGGUUUUGAUGACAUUGUCAAAACGUUGCAAGUUUCUUCAAAAACUUGACCUGUCAUGGUGCGGCAGUCACUGUAUGGUUCAACCACAUUUUGUUGUCGAUUUUCUGAAGGACAGCGGCGCGGAGUUAACUCACUUGCGGAUGAAUUGUUGCAAAUUCGUCGACAACUCGGUGUUAAGAGCAGUUGUUGAGACAUCGGCUAAUUUGCAAGAAUUAUGUCUUCGGUCUGUAGUUACCUGUUCCGAUUGGGCGAGUCUUGUGACGCUUACGAAGUUAAAAAGAUUAGAUUUAUAUAGAACUCAUAUAAAUACAAGCGCGGCUGUGGCUAUAAUACGAGCAAACCCUGGAUUGCAGCAUCUUAAUGUUGGUUCGUGCAAAAUGAUAUCUGGUAUGGAUGAAGUUGCAAUCGCACUUGGAGCUAAUUGUCCUAACCUUAUGUCGGUGGACUUCUGGAAGUCUUACUCAUUAACGGCCGUUGGGAUUCGGGCACUUGGCCAUUGCAAGCAUUUGCAAGAACUGGAUGUUGGAUGGUGCCUUCAAGCUGGAGGAUCAGGCGAAUGGUUGGCAGCGUUGUCUGGCGGAGAGCUUCGGAAACUUUUUCUUGGUGCUUUGCGUGGGGUUUGCGAUCGGGACCUAAGGACCUUAUUGCCGCGCGCCAAGAAACUAUCGCAGCUGGAUUUGUUAGGAGUGAGAGCUGUAACACCUGAUAUUUGUUCUGAUAUAUUAGCGGAAUGUCGAGAACUGAAAUUGCUUGAUGUCAGUUUUUGUGAUCAAAUACACGAGGCACAGGUACUAGAAUGGCGUCGUCAAUAUCCACACGUUAGUAUAAAGCGAUCGUUCCAGUCCGCUAACCUCACAGCGGCUCCAAACUCAUUAUUUUUAGCACCCAGUCUGGAGUAACUAUAAGUUUAGAGAAAUCCACGAUUUUGCUUAGAAAAUAUCCAAGGAAGUGUUGUUUAAACAACGAUAAGAUUGUCAAGUCUAAAUAAAAAAUAUAAUUAUUCUAGUGAUUUUGGAAGACUGAAUAGUCAAUUGAAUCUCUCAUAGAUAAGAUAUUCUUAUAUUAGAGCUUCUUUAUUAAACUCAACCGUCAAUUAACUUAAUAAUUAGAACCAUUAUUAUUUACCGCUAAUGAUUAGCAUUAAGUCCUAUCCAUAUUCCAAUAUGUCACUUAUGACGUACCAAAUGUCACUGUCAAUUACAAAUAUUGUCAGCUGUCAAGAAUGACAUACGUUUCAAAGAUUACUUUUUAGUGUCACAAAAUUACUUAUUACUUAACGGACUGAUACUUAACCGUAUUUUUAACUAUUUUAUUUAUAGCCCCCAUCAAACAAUGUAUCUAAUCACACGAUUUUAACUAAAGUAAACAUUUUGAUUGACGUAUGAUUUUUAAUAGCAACCUGUAUUAUUACUGAACGUUUUCACAAAGCUUUUAUAUAAAAUGUACUAUUUCUGCUAAUAUAUAUAAUAACAGUGUAGUGGCUUCAGC